GAGAAGAAGUGGACGCUCAUCUACAACGACGCGUACCUGCGGUGGAAGAACGCGCGCGAGAAGCUCACGCACCGCCCGGUCGAGGCGAGGAGCGCUCCCGCCAACGAGAGCCCCGAGUGGUACAUCGGCCGGUUCAUGAACGGCUCGAUCACGCAGCAGCAGGUGGCCAGCCUCGGCGUGUGCUUGCGCACCUACGAGCUCAAAUGGCUCCAGACGUUCAUCGCGCUCAAGGGCCAGGCCGUCCUCGGCAACGCGCUGCACAACAUCAACAAGGCCGACAAUUCGGACCGCAAGCCCGACACGGCGAUGGAGGCCGAGAUCAUCAAGUGCCUGCGCCAGCUCUUCAACCACGAGGACGGCGCACGAGACGCGCUCGACAACAACACGUCCAUCUCGCCCAUCACGGCGUCGCUCGCGAGCGAGAUCCCGACCCGCAAGAGCGUCAUCGAGCUCCUCACCUUCUUCGUCAUGCGCGACCGCAUUCGCGGCUUCAAUCUCGUCCUCAAGGGCCUCGACGACUUUUCCUCGUCGCGUCGGCUGCCGGGCAAGUUCGACGGCUGGUUCUUCUUCUGGGAGGCGGCCAUCGACGGGCGAGGGCGGUUCGGGAGCGCCGUCGGCGCGAGCGACGCCAUC
Messenger RNA from Rhodotorula graminis WP1, 633 nucleotides. RefSeq lists its product as uncharacterized. Gene Ontology annotation, molecular function: actin binding; small GTPase binding. Gene Ontology annotation, biological process: actin filament bundle assembly; barbed-end actin filament capping; mitotic actomyosin contractile ring assembly. Lineage: Eukaryota; Fungi; Basidiomycota; Microbotryomycetes; Sporidiobolales; Sporidiobolaceae. The annotation marks the transcript as partial. The transcript is spliced from 3 exons. The record is from RefSeq and is a predicted model, not a curated record. Gene Ontology annotation, cellular component: cell division site; mating projection tip.